This is a messenger RNA of Oryza sativa Japonica Group (Japanese rice), 1380 nucleotides long. RefSeq names its product transcription factor bHLH168. NCBI's taxonomy places the organism in Eukaryota, Viridiplantae, Streptophyta, Magnoliopsida, Poales, Poaceae. Gene Ontology annotation, molecular function: DNA-binding transcription factor activity, RNA polymerase II-specific; RNA polymerase II transcription regulatory region sequence-specific DNA binding; protein dimerization activity. The record is from RefSeq and is a predicted model, not a curated record. Gene Ontology annotation, biological process: regulation of transcription by RNA polymerase II. Gene Ontology annotation, cellular component: RNA polymerase II transcription regulator complex.
ACCGCAUUUCAUUUCCCUCCUCCCUCAAUUGUGUUGUUGUUACACACACUUGCCACCCGCUAUAAAAUGAACCAGAGCAGAUCGACCACCCAAUCCAACCCAACCACUCAUCAUCCAUCUGCUACUGCUACUGCUAGCUCCAUCCAUUUUAUUCUAGCUCCAUCCAUCCUUUAAGAGAAGCUGAGAUCAAGAAACGUACUCACUCUUGCCUGCAUCGAUCCUUGAGUUUAAUUAACUCAAGGAAGAAGCAAUCUUCGCUUCGGUGGAUGAAGAGCAGGAAGAACAGCACGACGAGCACAAAAGCAGCAGGCAGCUGCCACACCAGCAGCAGCGGAGGAGGAGGAGGCGGCGGCAACUGCUAUAGCAGCAGCAGUAGCAAGAUGGAGCGCAAGGAUGUGGAGAAGAAUCGGCGCCUCCACAUGAAGGGUCUCUGCCUCAAGCUCUCCUCCCUCAUCCCCGCCGCCGCUCCCCGCCGCCAUCACCACCACUACUCCACCUCCUCCUCCUCAUCGCCGCCCUCCUCCACCAAGGAGGCUGUGACGCAGCUGGAUCACCUGGAGCAGGCGGCGGCGUACAUCAAGCAGCUCAAGGGGAGGAUCGACGAGCUGAAGAAGAGGAAGCAGCAGGCGGCGGCACUCACCACCAGCACCAGCAAUGGCGGCGGCGGCGGGAUGCCGGUGGUGGAGGUGCGGUGCCAGGAUGGGACGCUGGACGUGGUGGUGGUGAGCGAGGCGAUCAGGGAGGAGAGGGAGAGGGCGGUGCGGCUGCACGAGGUGAUCGGCGUGCUGGAGGAAGAAGGCGCGGAGGUGGUGAACGCCAGCUUCUCCGUCGUCGGCGACAAGAUCUUCUACACUCUCCACUCCCAGGCGCUCUGCUCCAGGAUCGGCCUCGACGCCUCCAGGGUCUCCCACAGGCUGCGCAACCUCCUCCUCCAAUAUUAAUUCACACCACUCUUUCACUCUGCUCAGAAUGAGAUAAUACUCUCUACUCUACUCUACUCUGUACUGUGAUGAUAAGAAGUAUAAAGAGUAGCAGACCAGAGAGCCUCUAGGUAGCUAGGUUAAUUAGUGAGAAACAAGAGUUUACACUAAGCUAAUGGAUGGCAUGAGCGGGAGCAAGCUGUUAUUACUACUAACUCUUGGCUAACGUUUUUGUAUCCCCUAGCUAGCUGCCUGCCCUACGUAUAUGUCUCCAGUCUAUCAUGUAGGAGUACUCCAGUAGUAUACUGUGUGUGAGUGUUCUCUUUUGUGCCUGAAAUUAAUCCAGUCCGAUGUAAGUACGUACUAGUAUUUGGUUUACUGCAUGCUCUCUAGCCUCGCAUCAUUAUUUUUGAGAGGCAAUGAUGUGAUAAUCCUUAAAAUGGGGGCAGUCUCUUCUUAA